GGGCCGGCCCUGGCCGCCGGGGCCUGCAGCCCUCGCGCGGGGGGACGCGGGCCGGGGCCGGCGCCCGAAGUGAAAGAGAAAGUGGCCGCGGCCGCCCCGCCCCGCGGCCAAUCGCGCCCGGCCCCUCCUCCGCCCCGGGUCUCCCCGGGAGGGGCCGCGCCAGUCGCCUGAGCACCUCGGAGCGGCCGCGCGCGCGGAGGAGCAGCGUCGCCGGGAGAGGAGCAGCGUCCCCCAGCACCCUCCUACCUGGCCGCGCGCGCCCAUGGCUGACAAGCAGAUCAGCCUGCCCGCCAAGCUCAUCAAUGGCGGCAUCGCGGGGCUGAUCGGGGUCACCUGCGUGUUCCCCAUCGACCUGGCCAAGACGAGGCUACAGAACCAGCAGAAUGGACAGCGCAUGUACACCAGCAUGUCUGACUGCCUGGUCAAGACCAUCCGCUCCGAGGGCUACUUCGGGAUGUACCGGGGAGCUGCCGUGAACCUGACCCUCGUCACCCCCGAGAAGGCCAUCAAGCUGGCAGCCAACGACUUCUUCCGCCACCAGUUCUCCAAGGACGGGCAGAAGCUGACCCUGUUCAAGGAGAUGCUGGCGGGCUGCGGGGCGGGCACCUGCCAGGUGAUCGUCACCACCCCCAUGGAGAUGCUCAAGAUCCAGCUGCAGGACGCGGGCCGCAUUGCUGCCCAGAGGAAGAUGCUGGCGGCGCAGGGGGGCGCGCAGCCGUCGGUGGAGGCUCCGGCGCCGCGGCCCACGGCCACGCAGCUGACACGGGAGCUGCUGCAGCGCCACGGCAUUGCGGGCCUUUACAAGGGCCUGGGGGCCACACUGCUCAGGGACGUGCCCUUCUCCAUCGUCUACUUCCCCCUCUUUGCCAACCUGAACCAGCUGGGCCAGCCGGCGAGCGGGGAGAAGUCGCCUUUCUACGUGUCCUUCCUGGCCGGCUGCGCGGCGGGGAGCGCGGCCGCCGUGGCCGUAAACCCCUGUGACGUGGUCAAGACGAGGCUCCAGUCCCUGCAGCGCGGGGUCAACGAGGACACGUACUCCGGCUUCCUGGACUGUGCCAGGAAGAUCUGGCAGCGUGAGGGUCCGUCGGCCUUCCUGAAGGGCGCCUACUGCCGGGCCCUGGUCAUCGCGCCCCUCUUCGGCAUCGCGCAGGUGGUCUACUUCCUGGGCAUCGCGGAGACCCUCCUGGGGCUGGUGCAGGAUCCCCAGCCCUGAGACCCCUGCCGCUGCCCACACAGCCGCACCGGACCAGGGCGGCCGGCGGGGGCGGCUGCGGAGGUCUUCUCAACCCCACCCUGAGGACGGGGAGGGGGAGCUGAGGAAGGGAAGGGGUGCGGGGUGCGGGUAGUGGGGUCCGCCCGCACCCCCAUGGGAUCAGCGUGUUAUUUAUGUAGAAAAAUCCGAAAUCUUACAUUCCUGGAGCACCCCUCAGCUCUGCCGGGCCUGAGCACCCCAGGAUGGAGCUGGUCUCUGGGCUGGGACCCAGGCCCGGGCCAGACCCUCCCCGACACUACCAGCUCCUGACCCGACUGGCCCGGCCGCGGGGGCCCACACUCCGACAGGCCAGCCCCUUGUCCUCUGCCCUCCAUGGCCGCCCUGCCCUGCUCCUCUCCCCUCCCCCAAGCCAGCCUUGCCCAGGGUAGGACUUGCCCGCCCUGUGAUGAGCCAAGAACCCCAGGCGGGCCUACUGACUCUGGCCCGCGGGCAUGGGGGUGAGUGCACACGUGUGGGCACGUACAUGUGUGUGUGGCGCCGGCUGUAAAUGUACACAUGUGACGGUGCAUCUGAGGGGGUGUGAGAGUGCAUGUGUGUGCCUGUGUGUGUGAAGUUGCGUGUGGGCUGCACGCCUGUGUGUGUGAGGGUGCAUGUGGGCUGAACUGUAUGUGUGAAGGUGUGUGUGGGUUAGUGUGUGUGUGUGUGUGUGUGUGUGUGAGGGUGUUUGGAUGUUUGUGUGUGUGUGUAUGAAGGUGUGUGUGGACUGGUGUGUGUGUGUGGAUGCAUGUGAGCUGGUGUGUGUGAGAAUGUGUGUGGGCUGGUGUGUGUGGGUGAGGGUGUGUGUGAGCUGGUGUGUGUGUGUGUGUGUGAGGAUGCAUGUGGGCUUGUAUGUGUGAGGGUGUGUGUGGGCUGGUUUGUGUGUGUGUGUGUGAGGGUGUGUGUGAGCUGGUGUGUGUGAGGAUGCAUGUGGGCUUGUAUGUGUGAGGGUGUGUGGGGGCUGGUUUGUGUGUGUGUGUGUGUGUGUGUGUGAGGGUGUGUGUGGGCUGGUGUGUGUGUGAGUGUGUGUGGGCUGGUGUGUGUGUGUGAGGGUGUGUGGGCUGGUGUGUGUGAGGGUGUGUGGGCUCGUGUGUGUGAGGGUGUGUGGGCUCGUGUGUGUGUGAGGGUGUGUGGGCUGGUGUGUAUGUGAGGGUGCGUGUGGGCUGCUAUGUGUGUGUGAGAGUGUGUGUGGAUGCCUGCGUGUGUGCGAGUGUGCGUGUGGGCUGCGUGUGUGGACCGAGCACCCUGCCUGCUGGGCCGUGUCUUCACACCUGCAUCCGAGGCUUCGGGCCAGCCUCACAGAGAAUGAAGCUCUCGGAGCCCCUUCCGCCGACCCUCUGUCCCCAGUCCCGCAGCCCGGGGAGGCGGGGCGCGAGGCCCGCGCGGUGCCUGCCCUGGAGAGCAGAGGCCCCCUUCCCGACCCCCCUUUGUGAAUUGGUGGGCGCGCCCGCCCUGCCCCUGUGAUCGUGUUGGUGAUGGACUGCCAUGCUGGUGCUGUGUCCCCCUCCCAGCAACACUACCUGAGGCCGCGCCCGGGCCUCCCGCCCCUCACGGUUCCCGGGAGCUGCCGCCUCCCGUCUCCUCGUACCUUGGAAGCUGCUGCUGCUGCUUACAGAAUUCUAUUUUUUUUCUUUGGAAGAGUUUUAAGAAGUUGUAAGUUUUUGUGUCUUGUCCUGUACGGAGAUAAAUAAAUAUUCUAAGUAGA
Sorex araneus (European shrew) is the source of this 2954-nucleotide messenger RNA. It is a transcript of the gene SLC25A22, whose product is annotated as solute carrier family 25 member 22. The coding region runs from base 263 to 1213 and encodes 316 amino acids. The transcript has 10 exons. NCBI's taxonomy places the organism in Eukaryota, Metazoa, Chordata, Mammalia, Eulipotyphla, Soricidae. Gene Ontology annotation, molecular function: L-glutamate transmembrane transporter activity; L-aspartate transmembrane transporter activity. Gene Ontology annotation, biological process: L-glutamate transmembrane transport; aspartate transmembrane transport; malate-aspartate shuttle. The record is from RefSeq and is a predicted model, not a curated record.